This is a messenger RNA of Callithrix jacchus (white-tufted-ear marmoset), 7511 nucleotides long. RefSeq names its product guanine monophosphate synthase (gene GMPS). Gene Ontology annotation, cellular component: cytosol. Gene Ontology annotation, molecular function: GMP synthase (glutamine-hydrolyzing) activity; ATP binding; GMP synthase activity. NCBI's taxonomy places the organism in Eukaryota, Metazoa, Chordata, Mammalia, Primates, Cebidae. Gene Ontology annotation, biological process: GMP biosynthetic process. The record is from RefSeq and is a predicted model, not a curated record.
UGCUCCUUGACCAGUCGUCCCUCUCAGCCUCGGCCCGCGGCGCCGACCCUUCCGGGACCCUCCCGCCCCGUCUCGUACUGUCGCCGCCACCGCCGCGGCCCCGGCCCUGGCCCCGAUGGCUCUGUGCAACGGAGACUCCAAGCUCGAGAAUGCUGGAGGAGACCUUAAGGAUGGCCACCACCACUAUGAAGGAGCUGUUGUCAUUCUGGAUGCUGGUGCUCAGUACGGGAAAGUCAUUGACCGAAGAGUGAGGGAACUAUUCGUGCAGUCUGAAAUUUUCCCCUUGGAAACACCAGCAUUUGCCAUAAAAGAACAAGGAUUCCGUGCUAUCAUCAUCUCUGGAGGACCUAAUUCUGUAUAUGCUGAAGAUGCUCCCUGGUUUGAUCCAGCAAUAUUCACUAUUGGCAAACCUGUUCUUGGAAUUUGCUAUGGCAUGCAGAUGAUGAACAAGGUAUUUGGAGGAACUGUCCACAAAAAAAGUGUUAGAGAAGAUGGAGUCUUCAACAUUAGUGUGGAUAAUACAUGUUCAUUAUUCAGGGGCCUUCAGAAGGAAGAAAUUGUUUUGCUCACACAUGGAGAUAGUGUAGACAAAGUAGCUGAUGGAUUCAAGGUUGUGGCACGUUCUGGAAACAUAGUAGCAGGCAUAGCAAAUGAAUCUAAAAAAUUAUAUGGAGCACAGUUCCACCCUGAAGUUGGCCUUACAGAAAAUGGAAAAGUAAUACUGAAGAAUUUCCUUUAUGAUAUAGCUGGGUGCACUGGAACCUACACCGUGCAGAACAGAGAACUUGAGUGCAUUCGAGAGAUCAAAGAGAGAGUAGGCACAUCAAAAGUUUUGGUUUUACUCAGUGGUGGAGUAGACUCAACAGUUUGUACAGCUUUGCUAAAUCGUGCUUUGAACCAAGAUCAAGUCAUUGCUGUACACAUUGAUAAUGGCUUUAUGAGAAAACGAGAAAGCCAAUCUGUUGAAGAGGCCCUCAAAAAGCUUGGAAUUCAGGUCAAAGUGAUAAAUGCUGCUCAUUCUUUCUACAAUGGAACAACAACCCUACCAAUAUCAGAUGAAGAUAGAACCCCACGGAAAAGAAUUAGCAAAACGUUAAAUAUGACCACAAGUCCUGAAGAGAAAAGAAAAAUCAUUGGGGAUACUUUUGUUAAGAUUGCCAGUGAAGUAAUAGGAGAAAUGAACCUGAAACCAGAGGAGGUUUUUCUUGCCCAAGGUACUUUACGGCCUGAUCUAAUUGAAAGUGCAUCCCUUGUUGCAAGUGGCAAAGCUGAACUCAUCAAAACCCAUCACAAUGACACAGAGCUCAUCAGAAAGUUGAGAGAAGAGGGAAGAGUAAUAGAACCUCUGAAAGAUUUUCAUAAAGAUGAAGUGAGAAUUUUGGGCAGAGAACUUGGACUUCCAGAAGAGUUAGUUUCCAGGCAUCCAUUUCCAGGUCCUGGCCUGGCAAUCAGAGUAAUAUGUGCUGAAGAACCUUAUAUUUGUAAAGACUUUCCUGAAACCAACAAUAUUUUGAAAAUAGUAGCUGAUUUUUCUGCAAGUGUUAAAAAGCCACAUACCCUAUUACAGAGAGUCAAAGCCUGCACAACGGAAGAGGAUCAGGAGAAGCUGAUGCAAAUUACAAGUCUGCAUUCACUGAAUGCCUUCUUGCUGCCAAUUAAAACUGUAGGUGUGCAGGGUGACUGUCGUUCCUACAGUUACGUGUGUGGAAUCUCCAGUAAAGAUGAACCUGACUGGGAAUCUCUUAUUUUUCUGGCUAGGCUUAUACCUCGAAUGUGUCACAACGUUAACAGAGUUGUUUAUAUAUUUGGGCCACCAGUUAAAGAACCUCCUACAGAUGUUACUCCCACUUUCUUGACAACAGGUGUGCUCAGUACUUUACGCCAAGCUGAUUUUGAGGCCCAUAAUAUUCUCAGGGAGUCUGGGUAUGCUGGGAAAAUCAGCCAGAUGCCGGUGAUUUUGACACCAUUACAUUUUGAUCGGGACCCACUUCAAAAGCAGCCUUCAUGCCAGAGAUCUGUAGUUAUUCGAACCUUUAUUACUAGUGACUUCAUGACUGGUAUACCUGCAACACCUGGCAAUGAGAUCCCUGUAGAGGUGGUGUUAAAGAUGGUCACUGAGAUUAAGAAGAUUCCUGGUAUUUCUCGAAUUAUGUAUGACUUAACAUCAAAGCCCCCAGGAACUACUGAGUGGGAGUAAUAAACUUGUUCUCUUAAAGUACCGUGUGCAGUUUAAAUUGAUUAGAAAUCAUUCCCAUUAUUGACAUGCAGUACUGUGAAAAGAGUUACUGGAGCCAGCUACAUCACAUCUGAGUUCUCUACAGCAAAAAUCUACGGCUUAAGAGCUGAGUUGGGGAUAACCAAAAGGGACUGAAGAGUUUGUACGGGUAAAUAAUCAAAGUACCAUUGCCUACACUCAGACAGAUUGAUACUGCUUUUGCCUUUGCCUUUGCCUCACUUAUUUAUGUAUAAAGUCGCUGUGGCUAUUGAUGUCUCUGUGAAGAAGAUGUAUGAAGGUGAGUGAGUUUGGGGUAGUAAUAGGCUUCUGUCUCCUUCCCAGUUUCUAAGAACUGUUAGAAACAUCCGUUAUUUACCAGUGUUACUUACUGUGUUUAUAUUCCUUUUGGAGAAUCAAUUUUUUCUAUAAGUAAUCUUAUUUCUCCAAUGGGUGAGAGAUGAACAUAUCAGCUAAAGGUAUAGGUGGGCUAUUCCAGCCACUUUUGAAGGGCACUGAGGCUGUAAAAUGUAAGCUACUAUAACGUGGAAAGCACCAGGAAUUUGUUGAUUUACUUUUGAAUCUUAUUUCACAGCCCUGGGAGGAAGAAACUGAGUGGUCUCAGAUGUCUAUGAAUGGUCUUAAAAUGUUUGCAAACCAUGUUCCACAUAGAUGCCAUGUUGUUCAAUGUCAGCCUGUUUAUUAGUGAGGAGCUUUAUUCUCCUGUCUCUAUAUUACCAGCCUCCUGCAGCCUUGCAUAGAAGGUUUCUCUUCUCUCCUCAGAAGAAAUUGGCUCAGUGAUGUUUCUGAUGUAAUGCAGAUAGAGGUCAAGAGGAGCAUUUUAAUCUCUUUUGCUGGUCAGAGAAACAGCUCUGAGAUCGCAGAAGCCUUGAUGCAUACCUACAGCUUACAAAUGGGAGUUAUGCUUAUAUCAUCUAGUAAACAGUUGUAAAAUGAACUCUUAGGUCUAAUCUAUAGACAUAUUAUUCAUUGCUCAGACGUCUGGGAACAGUCUUGAUCCAUGCAAGAUGUUUGCUUAACCUUGUAAUCCUUUCUACUAGCUAUAAGAGAUGAUUCAAGAACUGGUGCAGGACUUGUUUCCAUUGACACCAGUUUCUAACAGAUCUUUUAUAACACUCACAUAAGUACUGUAAAAAUAGAUAGUGGUUGACUUAAACUCUCCAUUUCUCUCAGUAUUUUAGCUAGGAAUGUUACCAUGUUUUUCUCUUAUCAUUUCCAUCUCAGGUUGCUGCCUCUUUUCUAGUUGAAAAGGUCAGAUCUAUUAAUCAGGUAUGAAAUUUGAUUUGGGAUUCAGUGUUAAACAACAAAAUGAUGCAUGGCAGAAGUUAUCUUUUUAUUCUGGCUAGUCCAGAGAACAAGAAAACUGCUGCUGGACCAGCAAGGGAAGAGUUUCUGUCUGUCUUAACAGCAAUCUGUCCCCAAGACAUAGGGGUAAUUGACUCCUACAAAACUUAAAGGGUACAUUUUCUAUCCUGAUGAGGAGGUACUCAUGGCCUUCUGGAAAGAGGAUGGGUUAAUGAUCUGGUCUUAACAGAUUUAGAGUCAUGUUAUUUGAGAGCUAGAAUAGACAACUUAUCAAAUGCUGAACGACAUCAACAUGUGUCAGUACACAUUUAUGUUUAUAUGAAAAAUAAAUUUUCUAGCCACAGUGUCUUAGGAUUUUGUAUUGAAGCAAACAAUAGGAAUUUUGGAAAAAUAGAUAGUAAGAAUGUGUGUUCCCUAAGUAUGUCGUAAGGAACACUGCUCCACUGAGAAGGUCCAUGUAAAAAGGAUUAGGUGGUCGUAUAAGUUUGGGGAAAGGAAGCUCACUUGUCCUUUGUUGGACAUGAGAUUCAUGCCAUACUUAUAUUCAAAACUGAGAAAUUCUGAAGUUAAAAGCAGUUGUUAAAUUCUGCUUAGUGUUUUCCUGACACUUGUUUUUUGAACACCUUUUAUAUAAUCCCUCCUAAUAUAUAGUUAGUAUAUACUUCUUAAUAUAACACUGGGAAAAUUGUUUCUCCAAAACACAUCUUGACAUGACAUAGUUUCUUAAAAAAUCUCAAUUUUCUGGAACUCAGAACUUUCCUAAUACUUAGCACCCUGUCUUCUUUUGCACAGCACUUUUUGCUUUGUGCCAUGUAGCAUUACUCUGUACCUUCACAGUAUUUCAUCUGAGCCACUGAGAAAAGUUAAAGGUUGCACUUCCAUUUUAUAGUCAAGAAAAUAAACUCAGCUUAGGCGUGGUUACUCAAUGAAUUUCAGAAUUAAAUGUCAAGUUUCCUUAGUCUUGAUUGUCCUUUCAUUGAAUGCAUUGUGACACCUAACAUUAUAUAAACUUAUGGGAUGCUUAUUUUUGAUUAAGAAUAGAAUGGUGACUACCUGGCUAAUAGCAUUCAUCAUUGGUUAUUCUGGGCAUAUCAUGACUUUAUUCCCAUUACUUACCAUCUACCUGGGAUACAUCUGUAUUUAAUUAAAUAUAUAUUUUUUUCUUUGUACCUUUUAGGUAGACAGAGGCAAAUUAUUGAAAGCAUCAUUUAUUCCUAAGAUUGGCAGGCACAGAAUCAUUUUUAAGAACCAAAUACCCACUCCUACCUUAAAGGCUCCAUCUAUGAUCAUCAGCUCUGUUAGAAAUAACAGCCUGCUAUAAUUUCUAAAGACAUGUCUUUAGGUAUAUUUAGGAGAUAGGGUUACGCUGUUUUCUAGUCUUUUUUUAAUCCCUUAAUCUUGAGGUAAACUGCAUGCAUGUAGUCAAAGAAGCAUCAUAAACGUUUUUAUCCUCACUGUUUGGGCUUAACCUCCUGAUAGCCUGUUUUACUGAGUAACUUGACCCUAACCUGUAGAGAAUAAGGAGAUUCAAAUUAGGAAGGUAGGACUAUCCAUCUUUAGUGCUUUGCCUUGUCAUUAAACAACAAUAUGAACUUGGUCAAAUCAUUUCUGUUCUUUGUGACAUGAGGUAACUGUAUUAAAUUUUCAACAUCCAAUCCAGCCCUAAAUUCCUAUUUUGUAAACAAGAAAAAGCAUAACAGGAAACAGAAUGGAGAAGCUGGAUAGUGGUUUAAGUUCUUUUAUCAUCAGUUAUGACACAAAGGGAAACAUCUAAAUGCACUGUAAAGUGAAAUCCUAGUUACUUUUUUUUGAAGCUGUUGGCAACGUCUGGCCACUUGAGGACUCUUCUGCUGUGAGAUGACCCUUGAAAAACACCCAUUAAAGUUCUCCUGAUAGACAUCUCUCUUUACUGCAUGUUUUUUGAAAAGCUGACAGAGAAUAUGCUCUGGCUUUGACGGUAGUGAAGUCACCCAUCAUCACUUAUAAAUAGCUAAUUGUUGGGAGCUACAGUUAGAAUCCAGGCUAUCUUAAAAAGGAAGUUCUCUGUGUAUAAUUGACCAUCAGGGAUAAAUGGGCUUUGAAAGUUUAAUUGUCUCCUUACUUAGAGUAGGUGGGUUUCUAGAGAUAGCCCUGUCUUUCAGAAGUUCUCUGAUGUCCUCUUGCCCAAUGUUGUAAUCACCAUUCCAUGCUACUCCCCUCCAGAAGUCUCACUGAUAUGUGGUGAGGACAUGCCUUAGCUAUCACCCCAAUGGAUGCUCCUUUCAUUGGCCCAAAUCCAGAAUGUAAUGGGGAACUGAAUACAGGUUGGAUGUCUCCACACUUGGAAAGCACAUCUUUUCUUAUUGAAGUCGUUUAACCACGCCAGAUGAUUGAGGGAACCUGGAUAUCUUUUUAAUCACUGAAGGAUUUGACAGCAGUAAUGGUGGCAUUGUUAACUCUUAAAUUUCUGAAGAUUUCAUUUAAUGGCAAGGGAAGAGAUACAGAAUCCCCCAAAGAGUGUCAAGAUGGUAACUUCCAACCUUAUUUUUAUGUAUUGAAGAGGCCUCGGUGUCUCACUGAACUUUAACCAUUUGUUAACCUUGGAGGCCUAUUAUUACUAUAACCUGAGGAGUUAAAAAGAAAUACAAUAAACAGAUGUCAAAUUAAAUAAGAUUAGAAUCGGAAGGUAGAUUCAAGCAUUUACAGUUUUAAAUCUGCAAGCCAGAAUAAAUUCUUACUGAGGGCUGUACCUAGCCUAUUUUCAUCAAACUUACAGAUUAAUCUUUGUUAAACCUAUAGGAAAGAAAUGCAGGCAAAUGCAGGCCAUAGAGACUGUCUUGCUGAGGUUCUUAGAGCUAAAUUCAGAUCCAGGAACCAGAUUCUAGAACUGAUUCUACUACCUAUAUUAUGUUGUAUGUCAGACACCCCCAGGGCCUGUUAGGACACCUGACAUACUUGUUGCUAAUUUCGAGAUCUAGGCAACAACUGCAUAGGCUAUUGUUUCACCUCUUUCUUCCUACUCCUUUUACUUUUCCUUCAGAGAAGAGAAAGCCACCCCUAUGCUGUAGCCACUGCCUCAGUUCUGACUUUAGCUAGGUCAUGAAACUGAGACUGAGCUAUUACUGCACCACCACAUAAAUCCUCCUGUCAUUUGGGUAUUCUUUAGAGAACUAGAGAUUACCUACCUGCAACCUAAGUUUCUUGAAUUAGAAUCAUUUGAGCAGCGCCAUCUGAAUUUACUCAUUAACAUAUUUUUGUCCGGGCGCCCUGGUUAACGCCUGUAAUCCCAGCACUUUGAGAGGCCAAGGCAAGCAGAUCUCUUGAGGUCAGGAGUUUGAGACCAGCCUGGCCAACAUGGUGAAAACUCAUCUUACUAAAAAUUUAAAAAUUAGCUGGGCAUGGUGGUUCAUGCUUGUAAUCUCAGCUACUUGGGAGGUUGAGGUGUAAGAAUCGCUUAAACCUGCGAGAUAGAGGUUGUAGUGGGCAGAGAGCACCACUGCACUCCACCCUGGGCGACAAGAGUGAGACUCCAUCUCAAAAAAAAAACCAAAAGCAACAUAUUUGUUCACUUUUGAACCCUGUGGUGUCUUUUAACUUUGUUAAGGCCCUUGGUUAGAAAAAUUAUGAGAGCUUAGGAAAUUCGGCUAUUUCUUGGGUAUAUUAAGUACAACUCCAGUAUCCUCUUGAGUUGUCCAGGAAACCUGAACGUUGAGCAGUAUCCAAGUGGAGUAUAUAUCUUUCAAGAAUACAGAUUUUUAAGGUGAGUAGUUUUCUGUCUUUGCAUCUCCUAAGACCAUUGUUACAACCUUGAUAUUAAAUGAAGAUGUGAAUGUAAACUUCCUUUUGAACAUAUUUUUUAUAAAGAAAUAUUUUGUUAAUUGGAGUAAGUAGUAUUAAUUGUUAUGAAAUCACUAUGUAAUUGUUAAUUGUAAUCUGCAAUGUCUAUUUUGUGUUGUAACAAUGUUGCCAUAAAAUAGCUUUGCUAAAUGUGAAA